Messenger RNA from Melanotaenia boesemani (Boeseman's rainbowfish), 3128 nucleotides. Its product is annotated as putative monooxygenase p33MONOX. The transcript is spliced from 9 exons. Bases 316 to 1245 code for a protein of 309 amino acids. The record is from RefSeq and is a predicted model, not a curated record. Gene Ontology annotation, cellular component: cytoplasm. NCBI's taxonomy places the organism in Eukaryota, Metazoa, Chordata, Actinopteri, Atheriniformes, Melanotaeniidae.
UGAAGGACAGCGCAUCAAGGAAGCUAUACUACUUCUAUUCCUAACACAAUAAUGGCUGCUACUCAACUGCUCUGUUGUUCCCUGAAUCUACCAAUCGACAUUGGAGGGUCAACGAUGUCUCUACCGUUGCUUUGAAGCCGCCAUUACCUCCGUUGCUCCUGUGGUCUUGCUGAUCUCCCAUAAUGCAUUGCAAGAAGCUUUUGCAUACCUCAGAUAGACCAAUGUAACCGUUGCCACCACUCCAGCUAGUCCUGAUCACAGCAACCAAGUAAGAAGGUCCUCCCUGACUGAUCUGACAAGUGUCUGACUGCAGUCAUGGCCGGUUCUGGAGACUUACCAGCCUUAGAGGGCUCUGGGAUGGGCGGGAUGAAACUCCCCAUCGGAAUGACUCGACGGGCUCUUAGCUACGACGAUAACCUGGAGGCCCCCAUGUCCACGCCACCCCAUGACAUCAGCAUCAACAACCUGUGGAGGCGACCCAUCAUCCCAGAGAGGAAGUUCUCACAGCUGGCUGAGGAGGAUGAGAGCGGUGCAGUCAAACAGUCUUCAGUGCAGAACAGCGCCCCCCCCAAAGCACCGGCCGUAGUGAAAACCAAGGCCUCCUCCAUCAUCAUGAACUCCCUCAUCACCAAACAAACUCAGGAAAGUAUGUACAAGUUUGAGCAGAGCGCAGGACUCACCGACACCAGCUACACACCUCACAAAGGCCUCACUGCUGAGGAGACCAGACACCACCAUCGCAUGCCUGAAUCCCUCCAGAAACUGCAGAUUCAGAACAUGGAGGUCAAAGAAGAGAGGAACUCCUCGGCUCAGUCCACUCCAUCCAACACACCACACAGCUCACCCAAACAACAGCGCAGGGGCUGGUUUGGCAGUACGAGCUCAGAGGUCAGUAUGAGCUCCUCUGGCAGCAGCGUGGACAUGGGAGGAGGAGAGACGGCUGCAGGCGGCGCUGUUGAACGGUGGGGCGUGUUCGGCCCGCGGCCGCUCAUCCAGAACUCGGCCUCAGACCUGGGAUCAGACAGCACACCUGCAGCAGGCUUUGCGGUGCAGGUGUAUCGCGGAGCCCAGAAGCCGACCCCAAUGGAGGUGAUGAAGUCCCAGGCCACGCGGCUUGUUGAUAACCCCCAGAAGGAGUCACCACCCAAGAUGGAGAUCCCCACAGUGGAGGGUCGACGGCAUGGAGCACGCCCACACAAGCUCAAACACCGAGACAUGAACAUCCUGACACCAUCCGGCUUCUGAGAUGGCGCCAUGGCAACUAGCCCCCAAAGGUCCCAUGAAAACCUGUCAGUGUUACCACAGACUUGUCUCCAGAGCCAGGUCCACUGUUACCAGAGCCAGGUCCCCCUUCACCAGAACCAGGAUGAGUCUCGGCUGCUCCAGCUUGGAUCUUAUUCUCCUCCAUUUGUCUGUCAUAAGUAACUAGAACAACGGUUUAUUUAGGAGGGAACAUAAACAUCAACAACAUCCACCAGAACCAGAUCCCAGUCAGGAGAGUUAUCAGAGGUCUGAUGGUCCUGACCAAUCAGAAUCUUACUAGUAGCCCUGGUUGGGUUUUAGCUCCUCCUCACUGAUUCAUCUGAUUGGUUAGAGUUAUUGUGAUGGAAGAUUUCUUUCAUUGAAUCAGCUGCUGAGGUUUUUCUGGACCCAUCAGUCAGAACCCUGCACCAGACCAUCAGGUUCAUUCAGAGGUUAUUGUCCAACUUCCUGUUUUGCUACUAAAUAAGGGAGAUUAUGUAAUCCUGGUAAACUGUUGGCUUGUUUACGACCUCCGUUAUCAGCCGAGCAGUUGUUCCCUGGACUUUGUUGUAUUGAUGUCAGUGUGUCCCCUAAACUCUUCACAGUGAUGACAGAAGUUUCAGCUGAUACCUCAGUUGUUUUUCUCAUCGUUAGUGAGAUCUGAAGAUGAGCUGUUUACUUUCCUCCAUCUUUGGUUUCAUGGGACCUUUGACAGUAGCUGUAACCAUUCAGAUAAACAUCAUGAAGUCAAACAUGUGUGACCAGAACAAAUCAUUUCCGUCUGUGCUGCUUUCAAGCUUGUAAUGUGUUGCUUGGCUGUCAAAUCAAACAUUUAUCACAGAACCUUUAUAUCAAAUUGACAAAAAAAAAUCAGAUAUGAUUAAAACUGGGGUUACUGAUGACUGACCAGCUGAUGCACUUUCUCCCCAUCACACCAGUUAUAUAAUCCAGGAUGCAGAUUAACACCCCACAGGUUCCUGGCUGUUUGUUGAAGGUUUUUAUGUUCUGUCCCGAUGUCCUGGUCUCAUUCUGUUAAAGGGACAUUUCACUGAGCAGUAUGGGAAGAAUAUGGUGAUCCAGUUCCAUCAAGUCUUAACCAAACACAACAAAAAUUUAGAAUAUAUUAUAAAAAAUGUCUCAGGAAAGUUGUCUGGCUCCUGCUCACUGAGAUGUUCCUGGUUUUUCUUUUCUACAGAUUAAAUAUUUUCCUAGGAGAUAAAAAAUAUUUCUUUCCUCUGAAACGAACCACAACAGAAAAGAAGUCAAAUCUUUGAGUAUGCAAGCUUUUUUUUUUAUACUAAAAGAUUAAUUUGAAGAAUUUUUAUUUUAUUUUGGGAACAUUUGCGGCUGCUGUGUGCACUUCAACUGACUGCAUCCGGCAGAAACUUCCAUCAUUUGAUAAAAUCUGUCAUUUACAGAUAAAUCAGAGGUUUUUAGUUGACAGCAUGUUGUAUGUGAGGUUUCUGCACUGUUCCCGCGGAGCCUUGAGGUUUCCCUGUUAGAGAAAAUGCAGCUUACGGUUACCAAUUUGCACUUUUCUUCACCACGUGAAUUUGUGCUGGUGUUUGAUGUGAUGAUGAGCCAACACGGAUUGUUUUGUUUUUCAUGAAAACUGAAGUUUGUGACCUGUGACUCUGCUGUGCUGUUAGUUGUCGGCCUCAUCACCUUUCAUGAAACGGACGUUAAUCUGGCCACUGAAGAAAUCCCACUUUGUUCUCACUAACGGUAGAUAUUAGAUGUGACUGUUUAAGUUUAGAUGUUUGUGUCUGUCAGAGUUGUUCUAUUCCGACUGAAUGUUCAUCCUUUCUUUGGUUUCCAGUUUGUACAGUUUAGUUUUCUCUGCCAACACACUUUGACAAUAAAUGUUCCAUUCUCACCAGAAAAAA